Messenger RNA from Platichthys flesus (European flounder), 1303 nucleotides. RefSeq names its product chemokine-like protein TAFA-2. The record is from RefSeq and is a predicted model, not a curated record. Gene Ontology annotation, molecular function: receptor ligand activity. Lineage: Eukaryota; Metazoa; Chordata; Actinopteri; Pleuronectiformes; Pleuronectidae. Bases 408 to 821 code for a protein of 137 amino acids. The transcript is spliced from 6 exons.
AGGAGCCAACACACUCUCAUGUGGUAUAUCUACACAUAUAUGCAUCUAUAGAAUCAGAGUGAGGCUGGUCUGAGCCUCUUGGUGCGUGUCACUCGCUAAAAGACGCACGGACAGGACGCAUCCAACGCUCUUUAUCCAUCCGAGUGUUCCGGACUUGUGGACAUAUACUGGAGUAAAAUCACUGGUUCGGACGCACUGGGAAUCUGCGGCGGAUGGGAUGUUGGGACAAGAAUCAUCCUGAGAGAUUCUGCUGCUUCAUUUUCAUCCAGGAACAGACAAGUGCGCCGUUUUCCUCCUGAACGCUAAUGUCUCCACAUCACAGACUCAGCCCUGGAUUGUAGCAGCGGCCCCCCCGAUGGUCUGAACAAGGGCGUUAAGGUGCGGGAAGGGAGUGGGACAAUUACAGGAUGAGUGAGCGAUACACGCACAUCGGAAGUAAAGUGGCUCUGCUCGUAAUGGUGCUCGUGGUCAGUGUCUGGGAGAUGACCGUACCAGCAGAAGGAGCCGCAGCAGCGCACCAGGUCCGAACGGGCACCUGCGAGGUGGUGGCGCUGCACCGCUGCUGCAACAAGAACAAAAUCGAGGAGCGGUCGCAAACUGUGAAGUGCUCCUGCUUUCCCGGGCAAGUGGCCGGCACCACCAGAGCCGCCCCGUCGUGUGUAGAUGCCUCGAUAGUGGAGCAGAAGUGGUGGUGCCAGAUGCACCCGUGCCUCGACGGGGAGGAAUGCAAAGUCCUUCCUGAUCUGAAGGGCUGGAGCUGUGCUACAGGGAACAAGAUCAAAACCACUAAGAUUUCUGCGGACAAAGAGCAGCUCUGGUAACAACAGAUGCUUCACGGAAGAGUCCAGGUGAAUCAACGGUUCUGGUCUCUAAUGGAUCAUCGGAGGAGAAAUGAAUAAUGCUGAGGACCUUUGUGUAUAUAGAGACUCUUUCUUCUGGACUGCAGUUAAUCCUUGGAAAACUCUGAAUGCUUCUUCUUGAACUCGAUGGACAUGACACAGAGGAGUAGAUUCUAAUAAAAGUACUGAUCAUUCAACACUUCUUUUUGGAGGACUAGCCUUAACGGACAACAGGAUUUAUUCUCUGACAUUGUUACUGCUCGUAGUGGAAUACAAAAGGUGAACUUUGCUUAUAUGUUAAUUUGUAGAGUACUAAGUUCUUUAUAGGGGAAUUUCCAUCACAAGUUGACGGGGGUGAACAGCGUGUCGGUUUGUUGAAAGCAAAUCUUCAUACAGAUUGUGAUUUUGUUUCAUCAGUCAGUUGGGACUUUCAUAUUCAACAAACUGUAUUUUCAAAUGAAAAU